CCAAAUGUACUGCACUAUCAACAUUUUCCCAUACAUGAAUCAUGGAGAUCGCCCUCUUUCAUUUCCCCUAGAGGAGUUUGCCUCAUGUUUCUGCUUACCUUAUUUCUAAUGGUUUGUUUUUACAACCUUUUCCGAGAUGAUUUCUAUUCUCAGGUUGUGUGAAAACCGCGGGUGCACGUCAUUCCAUCCACUCAUUGCCUUGCAGAUCCCCGUAGUUUGCCAGCUUCUCUCCUUUCUCGAAACCACUCUCUUCGAUCAGUGCUUCAAACUAUCCUCCUUUCACCUUAAAUCGGAGGCCCCCCAGAUACACUUGGCUCUUUCUUAUCUCAUUUACUGGUUACUUUUUUUUUUAUUGUUGAUUAUUUGUAGAAAGUAGAUCUUCCGGAGAUUUUCAAGAAUCUCGAUACUGAACCCCACACCUGAUCAGGCAAGGGUUGGGUACCUUAAAUCAUUUACAGCAGU
Aspergillus pseudotamarii is the source of this 462-nucleotide messenger RNA. RefSeq lists its product as uncharacterized. The transcript has a single exon. The coding region runs from base 137 to 376 and encodes 79 amino acids. The record is from RefSeq and is a predicted model, not a curated record. Lineage: Eukaryota; Fungi; Ascomycota; Eurotiomycetes; Eurotiales; Aspergillaceae.